Molecule: messenger RNA, 2721 nt
Organism: Acanthosepion pharaonis
Lineage: Eukaryota; Metazoa; Mollusca; Cephalopoda; Sepiida; Sepiidae
Source: the annotation of a GenBank genome assembly
AUGCUGUGGUGGCAUCCUGUCGGUUAUAUGGCCUGUCGCAUCCUAUCAGUUAUAUGCCAUGGUGGCAUCCUGUCGGUUAUAUGCUGUCAUGGCAUCUUGUUGGUUAUAUGCUGUGGUGGCAUCCUGUUGGUUAUAUGCCAUUUAUAUGGCGUGGUGGCAUCCUGUCGGAUAUGCCAUUGCAUCCUGUCGGUUAUAUGCUGGUGGCAUUGUCGGUUAUAUUCUGUGGUGGCAUCCUGUCGGUUAUAUGCCGUGGUGGCAUCCUGUCAGUUAUAUGCCAUUGUGGCAUCCUGUCGGUUAUAUGCUGUCGUGGCAUCCUGUCGGUUAUAUGCUGUGGUGGCAUCCUGUCGGUUAUAUGCCAUUGUGGCAUGCUGUCGGUUAUAUGCCAUUGUGGCAUCCUGUCGGUUAUAUGCCAUUGUGGCAUCCUGUCAGCCAUAUGCUGUGGUGGCAUCCUGUCGGUUAUAUGCUGUGGUGGCAUCCUGUCAGUUAUAUGCCAUUGUGGCAUCCUGUCAGUUAUAUGCCAUUGUGGCAUCUUGUCGGUUAUAUGCUGUGGUAGCAACCUGUCGGUUAUAUGCUGUGGUAGCAUCCUGUUGGUUAUAUGCCAUUGUGGCAUCCUGUCAGUUAUAUGCCAUGGUGGCAUCCUGUCGGUUAUAUGCCAUUGUGGCGUCCUGUCGGUUAUAUGCUGUGGUGGCAUCCUGUCGGUCAUAUGCCAUUGUGGCAUCCUGUCGGUUAUAUGCUGUGGUGGCAUCCUGUCAGUUAUAUGCCACUGUGGCAUCCUGUCAGUUAUAUGCCUUUGUGGCAUCCUGUCAGUUAUAUGCCUUUGUGGCAUCUUGUCGGUUAUAUGCUGUGGUAGCAUCCUGUCAGUUAUAUGCCAUUGUGGCAUCCUGUCGGUUAUAUGCUGUGGUGGCAUACUGUCAGUUAUAUGCCAUUGUGGCAUCCUAUCAGUUAUAUGCCAUUGUGGCAUCCUGUCGGUUGUAUGCUGUGGUGGCAUCCUAUCAGUUAUAUGCCAUUGUGGCAUCUUGUCGGUUAUAUGCUGUGGUGGCGUCCUGUCGGUUAUAUGCCGUGGUGGCAUCCUGUCAGUUAUAUGCCAUUGUGGCAUCCUGCCAUUUAUAUGCCAUUGUGGCAUCCUAUCGGUUAUAUGCCAUGGUGGCAUCCUGUUGGAUAUAUGCCAUUGUGGCAUCCUGUCGGUUAUAUGCUGUGGUGGCAUCCUGUCGGUUAUAUGCCAUUGUGGCAUGCUGUCGGUUAUAUGCCAUUGUGGCAUCCUGUCGGUUAUAUGCCAUUGUGGCAUCCUGUCAGCUAUAUGCUGUGGUGGCAUUCUGUCGGUUAUAUGCAGUGGUGGCAUCCUGUCAGUUAUAUGCCAUUGUGGCAUCCUGUCAGUUAUAUGCCAUUGUGGCAUCUUGUCGGUUAUAUGCUGUGCUAGCAUCCUGUCGGUUAUAUGCUGUGGUAGCAUCCUGUUGGUUAUAUGCCAUUGUGGCAUCCUGUCGGUUAUAUGCCAUGGUAGCAUCCUGUUGGUUAUAUGCCAUUGUGGCGUCCUGUCGGUUAUAUGCUGUGGUGGCAUCCUGUCGGUCAUAUGCCAUUGUGGCAUCCCGUCGGUUAUAUGCUGUGGUGGCAUCCUGUCGGUCAUAUGCCACUGUGGCAUCCUGUCAGUUAUAUGCCAUUGUGGCAUCCUGUCAGUUAUAUGCCUUUGUGGCAUCUUGUCGGUUAUAUGCCAUUGUGGCAUCCUGUCGGUUAUAUGCUGUGGUGGCAUCCUGUCGGUCAUAUGCCAUUGUGGCAUCCUGUCGGUUAUAUGCUGUGGUGGCAUCCUGUCGGUUAUAUGCCAUUGUGGCAUGCUGUCGGUUAUAUGCCAUUGUGGCAUCCUGUCGGUUAUAUGCCAUUGUGGCAUCCUGUCAGCUAUAUGCUGUGGUGGCAUUCUGUCGGUUAUAUGCUGUGGUGGCAUCCUGUCAGUUAUAUGCCAUUGUGGCAUCCUGUCAGUUAUAUGCCAUUGUGGCAUGUUGUCGGUUAUAUGCUGUGGUAGCAUCCUGUCGGUUAUAUGCCUCGGUGCUACAUUCUUAUCUUUCUCCUUCUGUCUUUUGCCUUUUCUUUCUCUUUACUUUUAGCUUGUUUUUCCUUUUUUCCUUGUUACUUCAUCAACUUCUUUUCUUUUUUCACAUUCUUCUGUUUUGUCUUUUUCAAUAUCUUCAUUUUUCCCCUAUUCCAUCUUUGAAUUCUCCUUCCGCAAAACCUUUUCUUUCUUCGUCUUUUUCUAUCUCACGCCUUCUUAAUCCAUUUUCUUUUCUUUCACUUCUUUUUUUCAUUUUUCUCCUUCCGCUCCCUCUAUGUUUUUCUCUUUUUCCUCAAUAUCUCAAAUCUGUUUCUUCUCUUUUCUUCUCACAUUAUUCCUUUCUUAAUCUACUUCGCUCUCUUUGUUCUAUUUGUCGCAAAUUGUCUUUAAUUUUCAUCUCUUCUUUUUCUUUCUUUCUUUUUUCUUUCUUUCUUUUUUCUUUCUUUCUUUUUUCUUUCUUUCUAUUUAAGAAUAUUUUCUUUGACUUUUAUCAUAUUUCCACACUCAAAUACUUUAUUAUUCUCAAUAAAUUUCUUUCUUUUUUCUUUUCAGCACUUUGCUCAUUUAUCUUGACUAUUUUUUCCAUCGCUGCCUUCUUAUUCCUUUCCUUCUAUGUCCACACUUCUUUCAUUCUACUUCAUGGAAAUACUUCAUCUUUCUUUCUUUCUUCAAAAAUAGUCUAA